Chelonoidis abingdonii (Abingdon island giant tortoise) is the source of this 3554-nucleotide messenger RNA. The record is from RefSeq and is a predicted model, not a curated record. Lineage: Eukaryota; Metazoa; Chordata; Testudines; Testudinidae.
CAUAACGUGAAUAACCCACUCUCUGCAAUAAUGGAAUACCAAAUUGAUAUAUUUUUUGCUCAGACAUGGACAGACAGCCGCCUUCGUUUCAACAGCACCAUGAAAAUACUGACUCUAAACAGCAAUAUGGUUGGAUUGAUAUGGAUACCAGACACUAUCUUCCGAAAUUCUAAAACAGCAGAAGCUCAUUGGAUCACUACACCCAAUCAGCUUCUGAGAAUAUGGAAUGAUGGGAAAAUCUUGUAUACUUUAAGGCUCACCAUCAAUGCAGAAUGCCAGCUGCAGCUACAUAAUUUCCCAAUGGAUGAACAUUCUUGCCCGUUGAUAUUCUCUAGUUAUGGCUAUCCUAAAGAAGAAAUGAUUUACAGAUGGAGGAAAAACUCAGUAGAGGCUGCAGACCAGAAAUCUUGGAGACUCUAUCAGUUUGACUUCAUGGGUCUCAGAAAUACUUCAGAAAUUGUGAAAACCUCUGCAGGUGAUUACAUAGUCAUGACUAUAUACUUUGAUUUAAGUAGAAGAAUGGGAUACUUCACUAUUCAAACAUACAUACCCUGCAUCUUAACAGUUGUGUUAUCCUGGGUGUCGUUCUGGAUUAAAAAAGAUGCCACACCAGCAAGAACAGCACUAGGUAUUACCACUGUCUUGACCAUGACAACACUGAGUACCAUUGCAAGAAAGUCUUUACCCCGUGUCUCCUACGUCACUGCCAUGGAUCUGUUUGUGACUGUUUGCUUUUUAUUUGUCUUUGCUGCUCUGAUGGAGUAUGCAACCCUCAACUACUACUCAAGCUGCAAGAAGCCAAACUGUACCAAGAAGAAAAAGUCGCUACCUGAUGUCAGUUUUGGUCACAUGAUGAACUAUUCUGUACUUGAUAUAAGACCGCCGCCUACAGUUAUCACAUUGAACAAUGCCAUGUACUGGCAAGAAUUUGAAGACACUUGUGUCUAUGAAUGUCUGGAUGGGAAAGACUGCCAGAGCUUUUUCUGCUGUUAUGAAGAAUGUAAAUCUGGCUCAUGGAGGAGAGGACGGAUUCACAUAGACAUCUUAGAACUGGACUCCUAUUCCAGGGUCUUUUUCCCAACAUCGUUCCUACUGUUUAACCUGGUCUACUGGGUUGGAUACCUCUAUCUUUAAGUGUUGCCAUUAGUGGUGAAGAUGACUGUGUUUUCACACUUCUUGGGAUAGUGAACAUGAAAAAGUGAAGGAGGACAUGCCAGUUUCAUCUCAAAUUAUAGAGGCCACGUUACCUUUUAUCAUCACAGAAAUCAAUGAAGAGUUUUAAUAUGUAGUUGCCUGAAAAAGAAAAACCUUGAAGAAUUCCCCUGACUGCUAUUCAUUUUAAAUACAAGAUUCUUACUAAAUUCAGCUGAAUUUGUAGUGUAAACAAUGUUUAUUAAUAAUUCUAAUAUAAUGGAACCUUUACUGUUCUCCCUUGGCAUUGAAAGCUAGACAGCAUUCAAGCAAGAAACAGAGGUCAAACGUUUGAUAUGGGUUCUUCAUUCUUACGUCCCUUUCAAAGUUUCUCCCAUUCCCUAGGGCUCAAGGCAACACCCACUGGUGCUGGUUAGCCAUGAUGCAACUGGAGAUGUCUAAAUCCAGACCAAUCCAAGACACCUUCUUUUAUUAUUCCACAGUUGUUGGGAUAUCGUGUCUUGGUUGUCUCUGCAUGGGAGAAUCAUCAUAAAAUAAAGACAGUUGCUCUGGUCCCAUCAAGUCAUGUAACGUCUCCUCUGCUGCAAAGCUAUGGGAUUCAUAGGCUUAGCCCCCUUCCUGCACACGUUAAUUUUAAUUUGAGGUGAAAAAUCUGAUUUACAAGAAUGCUCAGAAUUUGAUAAAGUCAGAGACACUGCCUAUAUCUGAAGUAGCUGCAAGUAUUGCUUGUAGAGCAUUUCAGAGCUUUUUUAAAAAAAAAUAACUGAUCAAACAUAGCAGGAUGGUACAUGAUUUCUGGAAUAGAUUUACUUGCAACUGGACAAGACUUCUGCUUGUUUGUGAUAUUGUAGCAGACUAUAGUUGAUAGGACAUAUGUAAGAUUCACUACUUAUUAGCACUAGGGGUAUGUGAUUUUUGCAGGUUGCAAUUUAAUGCAAAGUUCAUCCAUGCAUUUUUCUUCCCCUCCCUUCCCCCCUUAAGUGUUUUUACAGAGUGGAGAAAAAUAAAGGUAUUCUGUUCCUAUAGAGCUAAAUCUUGAAGUCCUUAAUUUCAGAAGAUUCCUGUUGAAGUCAAUGGGACUUGUCUGAAUUAAGGACUGAAAAAUUUUGACCUAUAUAAUUCAAUAUAGGAGAUUGUGUGCAUCAACAUUGGAUUUAAAUCAAAACAGAUAUUGGAUACAAAAAGACUAGGGGAUUUUUUUAAAAAACAAAAAUAGAUUUUAACUUGGAAAAGCAUUUUGUAUUUUUGGAACAUGUUUCACAAAUUAAAUUAUUGAGAAUUGUCCAUUUUGCAACAUUUUCAAUAUUUCUAGAGUGUUAAGAAACUCUUACUUUUUCAGCAAACCCUCGGUAAAUAUAAUUAAGCCAACAGAACUCAUAUUCUGUACCAAACAGCAAUGUUUUCAGUGCUCUUUGUUUGAAAACUAGCCACAUAAAGUAAUAAGAAUGUGUUAGACUGUUAGAUUAAAAUGUGGAUCUCACGCAUGUAUAUUUGAAAAUAAUGUACAGUACAUAUAACUGAAGAGCAAUUCCUCCUGUCCUCAAAUGGAAACAAAGGUAAAAUCCCACAAAUAUAUAAGGACUAAUACCAUGGUAACUACAAGGAACAGUAAUUUAGUCAUAUUCUUGGAAACACCAAUGAAUCUGAAUGCUACUUCUCUCUCUUUUCAAAAUGUUUUUAAUUAAAAAAUAGUUCAAAGGAAACCUAAAAGUAGCCUUUCAAAAAAUUAUUUCUGGUAUCCUAAAAAUAUGGCCAAGUCAAAUGAUAACAGAGAAAGGAAGCUGGAUCCAGAAAAAUCCUUGCAUGUUUGUCUCCUGUGAAGCAGAAGUACUGAAAAAAAUUCCUCUCCUUUGGAGAGAAAACAAAAUGUUUUUUUGGCCAGAUCAGGACCUCAUUUUAGUGAAGUCUAUCCUACUCAUCUUCUGCAAUAAACUAAAACAAAUACUCAUCUGCCCCAAAAUAUCAACACACAUUUGUAAUGAUACCACAUUUCCUUUGCAGCUCACUAUUACUCUGUAAACCUUUUGUGUUUAUGUUUAAUUGUGGGUUCCCUGCACUGGAUUGGAGUUAUUGUAUAAGCAAUAUGGGUAGUAGACUUAUGAAGUUAGGUAAAGCUAAAUAUUCAGGACUAAACACAAGUGAGUUGAUGCACUGUUAAGAGCCACCCAUUAUAAGUCUAAAUAAAAGAACAGAUCCAUUUAUCUUGGGGCGCUGAUCCUGGAAACCCUCUGGAUAUGGAACACCAGUUGACUUCAGGGGAGAGUGUUCUAGACAAAGAGGGCUGCUUGCAUCUUCAGACCAUUGAUUGAUAAAGUGUUGUUUAUUAAGUAAUUAUACGUGUAGAUGAGAUCCCUUAGAGUGUCUGUGGAAAUGGAAUAUUCCAUUUUUAGACUAUAUGUACC